AUGAAGAUAUCACAGCUCCUUGCCUGCCUCGUGGCAGCGCAAGCAAUCAGCGCCGCUUCCAUACCCGAAGCUAACAAUGCACUCGACUUGCUAGAGGAGCGCCGUGUAGUCCCCGCCGCCGAAAUCGUCUCUCCCGACCACUCGCUGGAGCGUCGCAAGGGCGGCGGCGGACGUGGCGGCAGCAGCAGCGGAGGUGGCAGCUCCAGCGGCAGUCGUGGAUCUAGUGGCUCCAGCGGCUCUAGCGGACGAACAUCAACCACAUCCAAUUCUGGUGGCUCCACGAGCGCAGGCUCAGGCCGACCGCGCUCCUUUGGCGGUGGCCGGUACUAUGCUGGCGGUGCCGGCGUGCCAUAUACCGCUGGCAAGCGCACACCAAAAGGCAUCUCGCCUGGCCUCUUGCUUGCGCCAGCAGCCAUCCUCCUCAUCAUGCCUGGCCUCUGGCUCUACAACGUCUACCCAUAUCACUACAACAACCCCUACCGCUUCUACAACGCGACGGCCAACAGCACCGACGACAACGACAACGACCGGCGCUCGCUCUGGGCCCGCCAGACACAGGGCCGCAACGAGACGCUCCCUGUCAUGUGUCUGUGCCAAGAAUACAGUGUAUGCGGCUGCGAGGAAAACGACGACCAGCAGUACCUCGACGACCUUGUUGGCAACGGUAGCUACGCUGCCCUUAACGAGACGCUCAUCACGGUUUCCGAUGCCAAUGGCACCAAGACGCUUGUCCUUAACGGCACCCUUCCCAACGGCACCACGGCGCCUGGUGGCGAAGGUGCCGCUGCUAGCCUGAGGGUCGGCAACUUUGCCGGCUACUACGCAAUUGCCAUGUUGGUCGUUGCCGGUGUUAUGCUGUAA
This is a messenger RNA of Exserohilum turcica Et28A, 861 nucleotides long. RefSeq lists its product as uncharacterized. The transcript has a single exon. Lineage: Eukaryota; Fungi; Ascomycota; Dothideomycetes; Pleosporales; Pleosporaceae. The coding region runs from base 1 to 861 and encodes 286 amino acids. The record is from RefSeq and is a predicted model, not a curated record.